Sesamum indicum (sesame) is the source of this 1632-nucleotide messenger RNA. Lineage: Eukaryota; Viridiplantae; Streptophyta; Magnoliopsida; Lamiales; Pedaliaceae. The record is from RefSeq and is a predicted model, not a curated record.
UCCUCUUCAACAUUUGCAUUUGAUUUUUUAUUCUUUUUUCUCUCUCCUCUUUUUAAUAACUAUCUACAAGAAGGAGAGAGAAACAUGGCAGGAGGGGGUGGAGGACUGGGAGCGUCCAGACAACUCGACCAGACUCCGACAUGGGCCGUUGCAUUAGUCUGCGCCAUCAUCGUUAUUAUCUCCGUAAUUCUGGAGAAAUCUAUUCAUAAAGUUGGAGAGAGUUUCUCCAGGAGAAAGAAGUUUUCUUUGCUUGAAGCUCUAGAUAAAAUUAAAGCAGAGCUGAUGAUUCUCGGCUUCAUAUCCCUCCUCCUGACAUUCGGGCAGAACUUUAUUGCCAAAAUCUGCGUUCCUGAACAUAUUGGGAACACUAUGUUGCCAUGUUCAAGGAAACCACAUGCAAAUGAGCACGAUCAUCAUAGGAGGCUACUAUGGCAUGAACGUAGAUUCUUGGGGGCGGAUAGUCCAGCCGAAGGAUGUAAGAAAGGAUAUGUGCCGCUUAUAUCUGUCAGUGGACUGCACCAGCUCCACAUCUUCAUUUUCUUUUUGGCCAUUUUCCAUGUCAUUAACAGUGGUGCAACGAUGAGGCUUGGGAGGAUGAAGAUUCGAGCAUGGAAAGAAUGGGAACAAGCUAUUGCAGCCGAAGAAGAAUCAGCCAACGAUCCUACACGAUUCCGGCUUACACACGAGACGUCGUUCGUGAAGGGCCACACCAGUCCUUGGGUGACAAACGCCGCCCUGUUUUAUAUUGCUUCCUUUUUCCGGCACAUGUUGUGGGCAGUUCGGAAAGCUGACUACUUGGCUUUGCGCCAUGGAUUCAUCUCAGUCCAUUUGGCUCCCGGAAAGAAGUUCGACUUUCAGAAGUACAUCAAGAGGUCGUUGGAGGACGACUUCAAAGUGAUUGUAGGAAUUCCCCCAGCGUUAUGGUCUAUUGCUGUGAUAUAUCUGCUCGUGAAUGUUAACGGAUGGCCAGCUACAUUUUGGCUGUCGAUAAUGCCCCUAGUGAUUAUUUUAGCAGUUGGCACGAAGCUACAGUCGAUCAUCACUAGGAUGGCUAUCGAGAUCCAAGAAAGGCAUGCGGUCGUUCAAGGGAUCCCACUCGUGCAAGUCACUGACAGACACUUUUGGUUCAACCGGCCUAAGUUUGUUCUUCAUCUUCUCCAUAUAACGCUCUUUCAGAAUGCUUUCGAGAUAACAUACUUCAUUUGGACAACGUAUGAGUUCGGGUUGUAUUCUUGCUUCCACGACUACUUCACUCUUACUCUUAUCAGAGUCUGUAUAGGGGUAUUUGUUCAGUUCUUUUGCAGUUAUAUCACCCUUCCCCUUUAUGCACUCGUUUCACAGAUGGGAUCACACAUGAAAAAGUCAAUUUUCGACGAACAAACCUCAAGGGCUUUGAAGAACUGGCACAACAAAGUGAAGAAAAGGAGCGAGUCUAGUUGUAAAGCACACAGCCGCAGAUUGGGAGCCGGUAACCUUGACGUUUCACUGACCAAUAUAAGCUCAAAGAUCGCUUCCUCGAGCAUCAUACUGGCUGAUAAAAGAGAGACGGGAGACGAGUCGACGAAAGUAGAUAUCAUCCCGCAAAGCACAGCACCUGCUGACCCCAAGAAUGUGAGUAGUUUACAUUCCUAG